Pungitius pungitius (ninespine stickleback) is the source of this 9243-nucleotide messenger RNA. It is a transcript of the gene mast4, whose product is annotated as microtubule associated serine/threonine kinase family member 4. The transcript has 31 exons. The record is from RefSeq and is a predicted model, not a curated record. Gene Ontology annotation, molecular function: ATP binding; protein binding; protein serine/threonine kinase activity. NCBI's taxonomy places the organism in Eukaryota, Metazoa, Chordata, Actinopteri, Perciformes, Gasterosteidae. Gene Ontology annotation, biological process: intracellular signal transduction; peptidyl-serine phosphorylation; cytoskeleton organization. The coding region runs from base 443 to 7399 and encodes 2318 amino acids.
AGCUCCGAAGGCCACCUUCCCCUCAAUGUGCACCUCAGCUGCCUCGUUUCGAAGCUGCGGUGAUCUGAUUGGCCCCGCCGCGCACCUUGUGGGCGGGGCCAGUUCAGGGUCUCGCGCGUGUUGUGGAGGCGUCGGUGACAUCAAGGAGUCGGGCCGCUACAAAGUGACGAACAGAGGCCACUUUUAAGCGAAGAGGAGACCCACACAGCGGGCUCGAUAAGUAUUUUAAUAUCGAUACGUCGUCGUUUUGCUUUUACUUGGCUUAAUAGAAGAAAAAAAUAAAAUAAAAAUAAAGUGCUAUUUUGCAGCGAAAAUGAACUCCCCGGACAGGUGCGUUGACAGGUUAAUUACCAGCGAAGUUACGCGUUGGUUUCACCUCGCGUCUUUAGAUGGACGCGUCUGUUGAUUUGAAAUUCACCAAGUCAACGUCCGAAAGAAGAACAUGGAGCAGAAGUGUUAUUUUUCUUGUGGAAGCGAGUCGUCGUCGUCGUCGUCGUCCUCCGGCUCGGACACGAUGUCGGAGGGCGAAGAAGAAGAAGUGACGCCCGAGCUGGACGUCCAAGUUCCCGGAGACGAUGCUCGCGACGAGCCGGAGGAAGACGCCGAGCCCCCGGGGGGCGAGGACAGCGGGGACGAGCCGGAGGAAGACCCCCGGGAAGACCCGCAGGAAGACCCGCAGCCUCCGGGGGGCGAGGACAGCGGGGACGAGGACGAGGACGAGAAGUUGGACCACAUCCUCUACCCUUCCUCCGCCUACCUCAGGAAGUCCAGUAACCCCGAGCUCUCUCACGGAUUAAGUCCCGCCCAGAAAUUUCGGCGGCAGCUCGGCGAGGACGGAGCGAGCGUCCGCAGACGGAGCCUCGGGGGGGGUCUCACAGGAAAGUACCUCCUGCUGCCCUCCGGCCACCAGCCGGCGCAGACGCCGUGGCUGCCGUCGCCGGACGCCUCCAACCUGCUGCGCAUGCGUUCCAUGAACCUGGGGAAGUCCGACCCCUCCCUCACCUCCAGCCUGAAGGAGCUGAGUCUUCCUCGAAGAGGCAGUCUCCUGACUCCCCGAAGCUCGAGCCCCACUCCCACUAGCCCCUGCAGCCCCUGCAGCCCGCUGCACGCGUUCCAUUUCUGGAGCUGCAGAACGAGCAACAGGAAAAGCCUGAUAGGAAGCGCUCAGUCUUCAGGUCUCCCGCGACCUCACUCCCCCCUCUCAUCUCUCACAGGAACGAGCCCCCAGGACAGUCCCAGGAACUUCUCCCCGAGCGCCUCCGCUCACUUCUCUUUUGCACGAAGUCAUUGCCACAGAGCAGACAGGACCGAUGGUCGCCGCUGGUCGCUGGCCUCGCUCCCCUCCUCCGGAUAUGGAACCAACACGCCGAGCUCCACCGUCUCAUCAUCCUGUUCAUCACAGGAGAAGCUGCACCAGCUGCCCUUCCAGCCUACGCCCGACGAGCUGCACUUCCUCUCCAAGCACUUCUGCACCGAGAGCAUCUCCGGGGACGAGUGCCGCAGAGCGAGCGCCAUGCGACCCCGCUCGCGCAGCCUCAGCCCCGGGAGAUCUCCAUCGUGCUACGACCAUGAGAUUAUCAUGAUGAAUCACGUCUACAAGGAGCGCUUCCCCAGGGCCACGGCUCAGAUGGAGGACAAGAUCCAGGAGAUCAUCCGCAGCAACUCUCCAGAGAGCGUCCUCCCGCUGGCGGACGGCGUGCUCGGCUUCGCCCACCACCAGAUCGUCGAACUGGCCCGCGACUGCCUGGAGAAGAGCCGCCUCGGCCUCGUCACCUCCAGCUACUUCUGCGAGCUCACCGACAAGCUGGAGAGGCUGGUGCAGGAGUCCACCGAGAGGUCCGAAAGCGAGGAGGUGAACGUCAUCCGAGAGCUGGUGAAGAAGAUCCUCAUCAUCAUAGCCCGACCCGCUCGGCUGCUGGAAUGUCUGGAGUUUGACCCAGAGGAGUUUUACCACCUUCUGGAGGCCGCCGAAGGACACGCUAAAGAGGGCCAGGGCAUCAAGACGGACAUCCCUCGUUACAUCAUCAGCCAGCUGGGACUCACCAGAGAUCCUCUAGAAGAGAUCGCUCAGCUGACCAGCUGUGACAGCGGGAUUGCAGAGACGCCGGAAACGGACGACUCGUCUCAGAGCCUCAGCACGGCCCUGCGCUGCCGGCGUAAACCCUGCGAGUUGGACUUUGAGAUGACGAAGCUCAUCAGCAACGGCGCCUACGGAGCCGUUUAUCUGGUCCGUCACAAGGAAACGAAGCAGCGGUUCGCCAUGAAGAAGAUCAACAAGCAGAACCUGAUCCUGAGGAACCAGAUCCAGCAGGCCUUCGUGGAGAGGGACAUCCUCACCUUUGCCGAGAACCCGUUUGUGGUGUCCAUGUACUGCUCGUUUGAGACCCGCCGGCACCUGUGCAUGGUCAUGGAGUACGUUGAAGGCGGCGACUGUGCCACCCUGCUGAAGAACAUGGGUCCUCUCCCCGUGGACAUGGCCCGCAUGUACUUCGCCGAGACGGUGCUGGCUCUGGAGUAUCUCCACAACUACGGCAUCGUCCACCGGGACCUCAAGCCAGACAAUUUGCUGGUAACGUUGAUGGGACACAUCAAGCUGACGGAUUUCGGCUUGUCCAAAGUGGGUCUGAUGAACAUGACCACCAACCUGUACGAGGGCCACAUAGAGAAAGACGCCAGGGAGUUCUCCGACAAGCAGGUGUGCGGAACCCCGGAGUACAUCGCGCCCGAGGUGAUCCUCCGGCAGGGCUACGGGAAGCCGGUGGACUGGUGGGCGAUGGGCAUCAUCCUCUACGAGUUCCUGGUGGGCUGCGUGCCCUUUUUCGGGGACACGCCGGAGGAGCUGUUCGGACAGGUCAUCAGCGACGAAAUCAACUGGCCCGAGGGGGAGGACGCCCCCCCCCCUGACUCCCAGGAGCUCAUCGCCUUGCUCCUGCGACAGAACCCUCUGGAGAGGAUGGGCGCAGGGGGAGCCGCCGAGGUGAAGCAGCAUCAGUUCUUCUACAACCUGGACUGGAACAGCCUGCUGAGGCAGAAGGCCGAGUUCAUUCCUCAGCUGGAGUCGGAGGAUGACACCAGCUACUUCGACACUCGCUCGGAGCGGUACCACCACCUGGAGACGGAGGAAGAGGACACCAACGACGAAGACUUCAACGUGGAGCUGCGGCAGUUCUCCUCUUGUUCUCACAGAUUCUCCAAGGUCUACAGCAGCCUGGAUUUGUCCCGCGGGCUCCUGGAGGAGAAGGCGGAGACCGAGGGGAAGAAGAGCGAGAGCCCGCCGACGGUCGACUCCCUCAGCUGGACGCCGGACUUUGCUGAAAUACCCUCGCUCUCCCACUCCACGGACACGGACGGAACCAAUCGGGGGCCCCGGCCCGACCUGCUGCCAAAGUUCGCCAUCUCGGCGGAGAGCGAAGGCGACGAGACGUCCGGCCUCGGGGACCCCAGCAAGACCUCCUUCUCCACGGGGGAGCUCCCGCAGGACGAGCCCGACGACACCACCCCCGGCAGCACGCACAGCGGGGCCACGCUCUCUGGGAGUUUCUCGGAACAUCUGGACCAGUUGACGCCGAGGGGUGACGAGAUGGAGAGCCCCGACGGCGCCGCCCUCGCCCCCGCCCCCGCCCCCGGCUCCCUGCGGCCCGACAGCGCGGCGCAGAGGAGCGGAGCCGUGGCCAGGGUCCCCAAAUCCGCGUCGGCCGGCGCCCUGUCACUCAUGAUCCCCAGCGACGUGUUGGGGGCGUCUCCGCUGGCCAGCCCCCUCUCCCCCUACUCCCUCUCCUCGGACCCUUCCUCCAGGGACUCCUCGCCGAGCCGCGACUCCUCGCUCUGCAACGCCGUCCCGCGGCAGCCCGUCGUCAUCCACAGCUCGGGGAAGAAGUUCGGCUUCACGCUGAGGGCCAUCCGGGUGUACUCCUGCGACGGCGACGUCUACACCGUCUACCACAUGGUUUGGAAUGUGGAGGACGGCGGGCCCGCCCAUAAAGCAGGGCUUAAAGCCGGAGACCUGAUUACUCACGUGAACGGAGAACCGGUGCACGGCCUGGUCCACACGGAGGUGGUGGAGCUCCUGCUCAAGAGCGGCAGCAAAGUGACCAUCUCCACGACGCCGUUUGAAAACACUUCGAUAAAAACGGGUCCGGCCAGAAGGAACAGCUACCGCAGCAAGAUGGUGAGGUGUGCCAAAAAGCCCAAGAAGGAGAAGACACCCGAAAGGCGUCGCUCCCUCUUCAGGCGCUUCGCCAUGCAGCCGUCUCCCCUCCUGCACACCAGCCGCAGCUUCUCCUCCCUCAACCACUCUCUGUCAUCUGGUGAGAGUCUCUCCGGCUCCCCCACCCACAGCCCCCCCCCUCGUUCCCCCACCGCCGCCUUCCGCCACGCACCAGAAUUCACCCAGUCAGGUGGCAACUCGUCCCAGAGCAGCUCCCCCAGCUCCAGCGCCCCGAACUCCCCGGCGGGCUCGGGCCACAUUCGGCCCAGCACCCUCCACGGCCUCGGCCCCAAGCUGCCGGGUCAGCGGCUCCGGCAGGGGCGCCGCAAGUCCGCCGGCAGCAUCCCCCUCUCUCCUCUGGCCCGCACGCCGUCGCCCACCCCCCAGCCGACGUCUCCUCCGCGCUCCCCCUCCCCCCUCCUCGGGGGCGCCCCCCACCCCGCCUCCAAGCCGGCCAAGAUACACUCCCCGCCCACCAUCGUGCGCCACAUCGCGCGCCCCAAGAGCGCCGAGCCCCCCCGCUCGCCUCUCCUGAAGCGCGUCCAGUCCGAGGAGAAGCUGUCCCCAUCGUACGCCGGCGAGAAGAAGCAGCUCCUGUGCCCCAGGAAACGCAGCCUGGAGGUGACCCAGGAGGAGGUGCAGGAUGAGGAGCCGAGGCCCGGGGAGCGGGAGCACGGCGCCCUGCAGAGCGCCGAGGAGACGGCCGUCCACCGCGUCCGACCCGUCGAGCAGGGCUGCCUGAAGAGGCCCGCCGGCCGCAAGCCGGGCCCCCAGGAGUCCGCCGAGGAGCUCGACCGGGAGGCGCUGAAGUCCAAGAUGGUUGCCAAGCGCCAGGACUGGUCGGAGAGGAGAGAGUCGCUCCAGAAGCAAGGCGCCCUGCGCGAGGCCGAGCCGGCGUGUGGCGACGACAGGGAGGACGGCUUCCUCCUCCUACGUGGCCCGAGCAAAACCCACGGCGGCCCGGACCCCGGCCCCCCGGAGGGCAGGGCGGCGAGCGCGACCCUCAAAGACGUGCUGUACAAGAAGCUCGGCGCCCGGGCGCCCGAGGGCGAGCCGUGCGGCGGCUGCUGCGAGGGCGACGCGGCGCUCCGGUCGGCCCUCUGCAGAGCGGCCAAGGACAACGUGAAGCCCGACAGGCUGGACUUCAAAGCCCCCGGCGUGGAGUUCACCAGGAAGAGGCUGUCCUUCGAGGAGCGAGAGGACUGCGCCUGCCGGCUCUCGCCCGGCAUGCACGAGAACCUGCACUUUGGCUCCACCAGGUCCAAGAGCCUCCAGCUGGACGCGGCUCACGAGCACGUGAAGGCGGCGCUCGCCAGCGUGCAGUCCAGCCCCGAGGGUCUGUCCCCCAAGCUCUUCUCCGGCAGGGGGGAGAGCGCCGUGGAGAAACUGCAGCUCAUCUCCUCCGCCGAGCCCCCGCUGCGGAAGACGUCGUCCGAGUACAAGCUCGAAGGACGCCACGUGUCCUCUCUCAAGCCCCUGGAGGGCACGCUGGAUAUCGGGCUGCUCUCGGGGCCCCGGGUUUCUAAAACGGAAACCUGCUUAUCCAAAAUGGCGGAAAGUACGAGCGUCGGCUUUUCCUCGGGUCCUCCGAUUUGGCUCCAGAACCCUGUUGAGAAACAAAUAACGAUCCCUCAGGUGAGAACUGCGGACAAGCUGAAGAGCCCCGAAGCGGUUCCUUCUCCGAAUGGCGUCGUGGCCUCCAAGGAUCCAUCAAACAAACUUAAAAGCAGCACCACGGGCGAUGAAGCACGAGACGGACACGCCGGCGCGCCGCAGCCUCCAACCAGCGGAGCGGAGGCGUCGAGCUUCGCCGCCAAACCGUCCGUGAAGUGCGGCUCCUCGCCGGCCCACGACCACAGGGGCCCCCGGCACGCCGCCCACUUCUCCUCCUGCGGGCAGACGCCGUCCAUACGGGAGGUCAGCAACGAGGAUCAGGAGGAGGAGGCGGAGCCGGCGGAGGGCGCCCUGGCUUCGGCGAAGCCGGACGCGAAAACCCGGGAGGCUCCGGCCGCGGCGCCCACGGGCGGACCUCGCAGCGAGGGGAACGCGCCUCCCAACGCGCGGGGCAGCUCCUCGCCCGCCGCCGCCGCCGUUCCCGAGAGCGCCCCCUCACCGCAGAAACCGCCUGGUUCUGUGGAGGAAGGGAACACCAGGGAGAAACCCGUCGGGUCGGCCGUGAAGGCGCUCGCCGCCGGAGGCCGGAAGCAGGAGGUCAACGCGGAGCAGCAGAGAGAAGCUUCUGGAGCAAACAUGGUGGCCUCUUUGAAUGUUGUGACCCUGACGACAGACACAAAGAAUGUCGCCGCUGUGAAAAUCCCUCCAGCCGAACGAAACGAACGCCGCCCCGCUCAUGUAGAAGAAGCCAUCGGCGCGAAGGAAAGCGCCGCGAAACACAAGUGCCCCCCCCCGGCCGCCGCCAAGGAGAGUGUAAGUGUACUGGCCAAAAGUAAGUGCAGGACUGACCCGCAGCCCGCGGCCCCCCCCCCCGCCGCCGCCACGAAGACUCACACAAAACCCCCAGAAGGGAAAUGUCCUCCCGGCCCCCCAGCCAAGGGCGGUCCCAAGCAGAGGGAUCCGCCCAGAGAACCCCACGUUCAGACGACCCCCGACCCCAGCCAGACGGAGGCCCCGCCGCCACCCGAGCGCCAGGCCUCCGCUCGGCCGACGCCUCCCCCGAGAGAAGCCCCGCCCAGAGCCUCGCCGCCGCCGGCUCACGACUGGAAGGCCAGACCGCCCCCCGCCAAGACCGCCCCUCCCUCGUCGGCUGGGAAGACCUCGCCAGCUGGCAGACAAGGCCUCGAUCCCAAACACAAGGACCCCCUCCACCACGGGCCGAGACCAAAAGAGGCGGCGGCCGACGCCCCCCCCCCGCCCGACCCGCCGAGGAGAGAGCCGCCGAGCGGCGAGGGCCGGGCCUCCGGCGCCGCGUUCAGGGCGGCCAAGGAGGGCCCCAGGGCCAAACCGGACGCUCGCGGUGGGGGGGCGCCGCCGCCGCCGCCCCCCCCACCGGACAAACAGGUGGCGUCCUCCGGCAAGAGGGAGCCGGAGAGGAAGAAAAAAGAGGUCGCUCAAGAGGUCGCGUCGGCGCAGAAAAACACAAAGAGAGACGCGACCAGAGCCGGCGGCGCCGAGCGGGACGCCGGCAGGAAGCAGCAAAAGGAGUCGCCGCGUAGUUCCUGCCAUAAAAAGUAGAGGGGGGAGGGGCCAGAAGGAGGAGGGGGGGGCAGGGCAGCGGCUAUGUGUUGUUAGAGAAGGUUUUGUGGAAGCAGCAUCAACAUCAUCAUCAUCAUCAUCACCAACAUCAUCAUCAUCAUCAACCGGGCAAGCUGUGUGUGUGUGUGUGUGUGUGUGUGUGUGUGUGUGUGUGUGUGUGUGUGUGUGUGUGUGUGUGUGUGUGUGUGUGUGUGUGUGUGUGUGUGUGUGUGUGUGUGUGUGUGUGUGUGUGUGUGUGUGUGUGUGUGUGUGUGUGUGUGUGUGUGUGUGUGUGUGUGUGUGUGUGUGUAGGAAGUCGUUUGCUGAUCAUUUCUGGUGUUUUACUUUUCACGUCAGUUUGGUUUUUGUUCCUGCUUUGUGCAAUCAGCGUGGGGGGUGGAGGGGGGGCGGGGUUGGCUAGGCUCCGCCUCUCGGCUGAACAGUCCGUGCCAUAUUAGUGAUUUCCGAUGACUUGGAACACUCGAGGGACCUGCAGUGGUUCCGUAGGAUUCUCACCGAGGGGAGAAAAACACGCCCGACUUUUCCCCUCAAACUACAAAUGUGGGAAUCCUAAAUCAGUGAAGGGGCCUUAGAAUUAUGGGAAAUAAAAAUUAAAAAAAACUUGCUGUUCUUGGCAAGCCGUGGUGUUUAUUUACAUUCCUCUGACAUGUGUACAUAUAUUUUUGGGGAAUUUUUAUGCAAUAUGGUGUAAAUAUGAGAGCACUGUGGGGCUUACAUGAUUGUCAUUUGUACUAAAUGUAUAGAUCAAUAUUAUGAGCUGCUGAAGUCAGCUCCCAGGAUGCAUCUCACCAGGCCUCUUCUCUGUGACUCAACAUUUGGCGUUGGGGAGGUUGGGGGGGGGGGGGCAGAUGGGCUGUUUCUGAAAAUGUAGCAUUAAUUAACGAAACUGAGGGCCUUCAGCAUCUCGCAGGAAUGUCUGUGUGUAAAAUAUGAACCACGUGUCAGAUGUUACUGCAGAGGGGGCCUCAAAAGAUUUCCACGUGGGGGGGGUUGGGGUCUUUGUUGUGUGUUUUUGGUGUUUCAGAGGAAUCAAAGCUUCACAGGCGUAGUUCACACUCAAUGUUAAACACUUGGUACUAAUGUAGGCUGUCGUGUAUCCGCGUUCACUUUCUGCAACACACACACACACACACACACUCUCUGAAUGAAUAAGAAACCCUAAAGGAGGAGACACUAAGUGUGUGAUGCAGUUUUGGCUCUGUUGUGACGGAAUAUAAAGUUUAUCUUUUGAGAUUUUAGAAUCUGAUGUUUACUCAGAUAUUGUUGAUGCGUAGAACAAAAGCACCUUAAUGUUUGGCCCGACGUUUCGGGAGGGCGAGAAGAAGGAAGUGGAACUGGAAUGAUUCAUGAAUUCAGAUUUAAACAAGUUUCGUUAGAACAAACUUUUCUUCUUUUUUUCCUCCGGUGACGACUGACAUUUAAAAUCUGCAAAGCACAUUCAGUGUCUGUUUACGAAGCAUCGUGGAUGUAUAUUUUGUAUAUCGUUGAUUUGCCAAAUCUGUGUUGUGUGUCAGAGAUGGUGUUUAUGGUGUUGGAUAAGAACACGUGUUCGUGCUGUGAUCGAUGUCCUUUCACACGUUCUUCUCUCUCUGCUCGUCUUUUCGAUUCCCCUUUUUUUUUUUUUUUCUUCCUCCGUGCAAAACUAGUAUUUAGAUGAACUCUUACGAUGGUUUGUCUUUUAGAACAUGUGCAAUAAAAGUGUUUUGAGUUUUGUAUUUCGCCCAAGGAAAGCUCUGUGGGUGUCAUAGAUGUUGUAUAUUAAAACAGAUAUUUAUACUUCUAAUGUUGCGUCAUACUGAAAAUAAAAUGGAAUUAUAAGCUGA